Messenger RNA from Papaver somniferum (opium poppy), 2856 nucleotides. RefSeq lists its product as uncharacterized. The coding region runs from base 2074 to 2502 and encodes 142 amino acids. The transcript is spliced from 13 exons. Lineage: Eukaryota; Viridiplantae; Streptophyta; Magnoliopsida; Ranunculales; Papaveraceae. The record is from RefSeq and is a predicted model, not a curated record.
GAGACAAACCCUAGAGUUAAAAAUUCUCGGUUUCAAGCAAUUAAUGAUGAAAAUAAUGAUUUGAAUGAAUCCAUUCAAAUGUAACUCAGUUGUAUCUCUCUAGAUCGAUUUAACAGUCAAAGUUAGGGUUAUUUUGAAUUUCCUCUUCUCUCCGAGUUCUAUUCCGAAUGGUUGUUGCAACCCCCCAAGAUUUAGUGGACGAAUUCAUCGGGUAAUGGUACUGAUUUACUGUCGUAUAUUGAUUCUUUACCAAUUUCAAUUAAGUGAAGCUUGAAUCUACAUAACCAUAUGGAUGUUAUAUUCGAACUUUAUGUUAAUUUUGCUUAAACAUCUCUUCGUUUAAUGGAUGGCCUUGGUAUUCUACAGAGGGCAAGUUUAACAUGAACUAGUUGUUUUGCUUGAUGGUCGUUUGCUACCCUGAAAAUUAAUUGAUUGUAUGGGUUGUACUUCGUAAUCAAAUGAUAAAGGAAAUGAAUUUGACGAAUGAAUAAUUGUUAAAAUUUCAAUUCUUGAUAUAUGUUGAUGAAUCUCAUGUUUCAGAGUUGGUUCUUGAGGUUCCCUCGAACCAAAACUCCAGUAAUUGUGCCAACAAAAUGUUGUUCAAGAGUAUCUUAGUAGCAGCAGUGAAAAAUUUAUGUGUUUGCAUCGGAAUACAUGUUGUUAAUUGACAUUGCGGUUCACAGAGGAAAACUUAUCAAGUCUCUAAGUUUAGUUCAUUCGUUUCAACUCAAGUAUGGAUUUUGGUACAGUCGAGAUUGACUGAUAUCAGUUAAGGUGUGAUCUCAAUAACAACCCAGACAAUAUGGUGCUUUUCCUUAACGGGAACAAGUUUAUUCGUUACUCAUUGGAAAUUAUUAUGCGUUUUCUCUCUCCAUGAAUGCUGGUUACUAAACUCAUUCUAUUUGAUUCUACUAUGUAGUAGAGAGAUGCAGUAAGGAAAGUUCUAGUUAACUUCAUGGCAGCAUGGUUUGUCAUAAAAGUUUUUGUUUAAAAAGCACGUGAUGCUAAAUUAAGAGGAUUCAUCCCUUUGUCAUUCCCAUUCAUGGGUCAUAAAAAAGGUUCUAUCAGAGUUUUGCUCAUCGUCUUGGGAUGCAGUUUUGCAGUUAGUCUGGAGGAAAAUACCAGAUCUGAAGAAGAAACUCUCUCGCUAUUGAAACUCACCCUCCUUUGAACCAGAGCUGUAUUUUGGUGGAAGGUUCAAUCUGAGAUUUCGUAAGGAUUUCUAGGGUUUAAGAUUCACCACUAACAUCAUUUUUUUUUUCGAUCAGAACCACCACCAACAUCAUCAACACCAAUAACCCCUUAAUCCCUUAACAACCACCACACAAUUUUUUGAUUUUUUUUCUGCAGAUUUAUCUGAUUUGAGGUUGCUUUUGUGAUUGAUGGGCGAAACUCCGUUUUUUUAUGGUUUAUUAUUUUGUUUUUUGAUGGUUUAUUAUUUUGUUUGUGAUUGCGGACUUAGGGUCUUGAUAGGUUUUUUCUUAAAAAAAAAUUGUAUCACUGAUUUAUAGGGUUUAUGGGUUCUCAAAGUGAAGCUUACAUUGGGUUGAUGAUUUAUAAUGGUUUUAAUUUGUUUUUGCCAAAUUCCAGUUCAGAUUGAGUGGAUCUUUCAUCUCACUGUCAUAAAAGUAUUGUUGAUGUUGUUAGUCGUGGAAAUCAUCAUAAGCAAGAGGUUCAUAUCUGGUUUCUUAUAAAAAUGUCGAAUUUUGCAAAUCCCAGUCUUCAAUGUGCGAGAUUUGUUUAUGAUGAGUUAAUAAAGAUAAGUCAUAGUUGUAUGGGCAACGAGCUGCGCAUGGAUAAAGUUUUUGGAGAAUUUUUAUGAGACGAACUCGAGCCUUCUGAGAUAAUAUUAUGAUUAGGCACAUAAUUGAGAUGGAGAUUGACUAUAUAAACACUUCACAUCCAAGUUUUAUUGGUGGGAGUGAGGCUGCAGAUGUUGCAUUGCCACAAAUCAUGUCCGCUAGGACAGCUGCAGCCAUGGCCAGAGAAAAGGUUAGCUUCGUAUGUGCAUGAUUUAGGAAGGAGCAGAUUUUGAUCAAAUACCACCAUCCAAAAGAAGUCAGAAAUUGCGAUAUGUUCUGGGUAGAUCAGCAGCAAAUGGAAUUACCGCAGAUCAGGGAAUUAGGCUUGCUGUGGAUACAGAGAAGCCUGGAGCAUCUGACAAUCUGCUUCAAGCGGAGACAGAAGCUUGACUAUCUCUGUGGAAGGAGACCAGUACGAAGAACUUUUUCAGGAUCAUUCAACACACCAUGGACAAAGAUGGUUAUGGACAUGUACCCACCCGGAUCAUCUGUAAGGACUUGGACUUGCAGCCACUGUAAUAUAGUGCAGCUUAAAGUUGAUAAGGUCAAGAUGAUUGACAUAAGUUUCACCGACGAUAAUGAAUCUGAAAGUGUUUCAGCAUCCAUGGAGGACCUACGCUUUGAUGUUUCCGAGAGCUAUAGGGAAAAGAAAGACCCCAAGGAUGUAAAAUGGCAUAGAGGUUCUGGUAGGAGAAAAUGAAGUUACUGCACUGUUUUUGCAGAACUCUUUUUGUUUGGCAUUCGUCACUUGGACAUGGGUUGUUGCAUAACUGAAAGGAGUUGAACUCAACAUUGAUAUCAGCUAUUAACUUACAAGUAGGAGUUUCUUAAAUUCUUUGUAUAUAUGUGUUUUCUCUUGCUUCUAAAACUAAACUAAGUUAAAGAGUGUUGAUUGAAAUCUUGAAGAAAUGUAGUCACAAAUGAUAAACAUAGUUGUUUCCUUCCCUUUCCUUUGCAAAAUGUCUUUGAUGUUUAAACAUGUAUUAUUGAACAUAUCAAUAUUAAUAUUAAUGGUGGAGAAUUGGAUUGAUUGAAUUACAAGAUUUGCAGGGUU